This is a messenger RNA of Xenia sp. Carnegie-2017, 1795 nucleotides long. Its product is annotated as transient receptor potential cation channel subfamily A member 1 homolog. Gene Ontology annotation, cellular component: membrane. Bases 1 to 1176 code for a protein of 391 amino acids. The transcript is spliced from 4 exons. Gene Ontology annotation, biological process: monoatomic ion transport; transmembrane transport. Gene Ontology annotation, molecular function: protein binding; monoatomic ion channel activity. Lineage: Eukaryota; Metazoa; Cnidaria; Anthozoa; Malacalcyonacea; Xeniidae. The record is from RefSeq and is a predicted model, not a curated record.
AUGGAGACUAAAGAUAAACGGACAGCAAUGCUUGAAGCUGCCUUUCAUGGCAAGCAAGAUGUUUUGGAAUAUUUACUGGAUAACAAGGCAACCAUUACAAAAGAUUAUGAAUUCAUGAACUGCUUUGAUUGGGCUAUUGAAAAUGGUGAUCAAGAGAGCGCUAAGAUGAUGAUGCGUCAUAGUAGAUGGAGAGAGUUAGUUGUCUAUAAAUUGCAAUACUUUGUCGACGACAUGAACUAUUUGGAGUGUGUUCUCUACAUAUCCACGUUAAUAUUUGCUGUACCACAUAACGGGAGCAUCUCUGUAAAGGCAAUUUAUCAAUGGAAAGCCUGUUCCAUGGCAUUGCUGUCUGCAUGGUUUUAUCUGGUUAUGUAUUUCACACAAUUUUCAUAUUUUGGUGUGUUGAUUUAUACAAUAAGAAGAAUGGCAGUCACAUUAUGCAAGGUAAUGAUCUUACUGGUGUUCUUCUUAGUGGCGUUUGCAACAGCCUUUGCGGUGAUCAUGAAUGAUAGAGAAAGAUUCAAAAACUUUGGGCACGCUAUUUUAACAGCUAUUGUCAUGAUGAUGGGUGAAUUUGAUUUCAAGGAAAAUUUUGUGGAGAAUGAUAUUUCAGAGUUCAAUACAUUCAAAACGCUGCGACUGGUUAUAUUUGUUGUUUUUCUUCUGUUUGUCUCAAUCAUCAUUAUGAAUCUGUUGGUUGCUCUUGCAGUACAAGACACAAGUGACGAGUUCAAGAAAAAAAAUAAACAAAUCAAACUCUUUUAUACUGCAAAAAUGAUAAUCAAUUUAGAAAGGAAGAUGCACAAGUUUAGAAAGUUUUCUUGUAGGAAUGGCAACAGCUUUUUAAAACCAGCUGUGGAUAGGCCGAAACAUCAUGAUAAAAGUUUUGGUAACAUAAUUUGGAAGUAUAUUUAUGGGUUUGACUUCAUUUCAACAGUUUUGGAAACACAUGAGAACAACGACGUAUUGGAAAUGAAACUUACAAUGGUGAAACAGGAACUUAAAAGGAUGAAUGAGGAAGUUAAAGUAAAGAAUGAACUGAUAACGAAAAUGAAGAACGACAAAGACCUAAGUAAAAUGAUAAGAGAUGAAUUUGAAAUGAUGAAAAAUGAAUUGAUAAAGACAAUGCUGGACAUUGAGAAGGAAAGAUCUCGGGAAAGUCAAGGCCGUUCUUAGAGGUUCAUUUAGAGAAGGGUGUUUGCUCAUAUAUUCAAAUGUUACUGGAUGAUUUCUAUGGGAAAUGAAAUUCUUUUCAAAAUUAUAUAGAUCACACGCAAUGAAUAAAGUAUUCAAAGUCACCUGUAACUGAGUUAAAGAUGAUAUGAGAGCAACAGUAGCUUAGUCAACUUGCAACUUUGUUCGCAGUUUGUAAAUUUUGUAUCACUAGCAUUGAAAAUUUCGUUAGAAAUUUAUUUCUUCUACAUUAAGUGAGGACCAUAAUUGUUACAUAGCAUGAGCAUACCUACACUUGUUAUGUGGGUGUAGGCAUUAUACAAUGAACCUUUUUGUUGAAAUUGGUAACAUAUAAUUAUAACAUAUAAUUAUUAUAACAUAUAAUGUAAUAAUAAUAACAUAUAACAUAUAAUUAUAACACAAUAUAACACUAUAACACAAAUAGAGAUUUAAAAGGUUGUAUAACACAAUUUUUUUAACAUGCCUUCAACACGCUGUAUCGUGCAAGAUUGCAGUAAUAAAUCUUUGGUAACAUAUAAUUAUUAUAUAUGUGAGAGUUUGUCAACACAUCGUAAAAUUUGAUGGAAAUAAACUUAAAUAUGUGUUUACAUGCUCAUAGAAA